GCCGCCUGAGUCCGUCUGCCCGCAUCUGCCGCUAUUCCGGGAGCAUGAGAGCCCUUCGGGGGACAGCCGAGAGCCUCGUCAGGACCGGGUGGCGAUGCUGGCACUGGGGGAUCUGCAAGGCCCUCGCCCCACUGCAGGCGGCCUGGGUUGCCUUCUCUCGGCCUGUCCCAGCCAGCCACCGCCAGCUGCUGACCCAGCUCCUCCUGUGCGGCUCCCUGGCCACUGCUGCCGCAGGUCUGGCCCACCACUGGCUGGUGUCCUCGCUACUCUACCCUCUGGGGUCCUCGGCCCUGGUGGCCAUUGUCUGUGGCCUGGUGGUCUUCCUGGGCCUGGGCCUGGUGACCCCAGUUCGCUGCCUGUUUGCACUCAGUGUGCCUACCCUGGGCACGGAGCAGGGCCGCCGCCUGCUCCUCUCCUGGAGCGCUGCCACCCUGGCCGUAGCCGUGGUGCCCAACGUCCUGGCCAACAUGGGUGCGGCCGGGCAGGUGCUGAGAUGUGUCACCGAGGGCUCCCUGGAGAGUCUGCUCAACACCACUCACCAGCUGCACGAGGCAUCCAGGGCUCUGGGCCCCACCAGCCAGGGGCUGACGCUCCAGGCUCUGGGCAAUGGCUCUGCCUUCCGGCUUCACAUGCUCAGGGUCACUCAGCAGGUCCUGGAAGACUUCUCUGGCCUGGAGUCCCUGGCCCGGGCGGCAGUGCUGGGGACCCAGCGGGUGGUCACAGGGCUCUUGAUGCUGGUCCUCCUGGUGGACUCGACCUGGUACCUCCAUCGCUACCUGACUGACCUGCGGUUUGAUAAUAUCUAUGCCACGCGGCAGCUAGCUCAGCAGCUGGCCGAGGCCGGGGCCACACACUUGUUGGCCUCCCCACCAGCCUGGCUGCUCCGGGCGGCCAGGCCUAGGCUGUCCCCAAGGGAGCUGCUGAGUUGUUUCCUCAGGCUGGGGCUGCUGGCCCUGCUCCUGGUGGCCACAGCUGUGACGGUGGCCACGGACCAUGUGGUCUUCCUCCUGGCGCAGGCAGCCGUGGACUGGGCUCAGAAGCUGCCUGCCGUGCCCGUCACGCUCACAGUCAAGUACGAGGCUGCAUACACCGUCCUGGGCUUCAUUUCCUUCCUCUUCAACCAGCCGCCCCCGGAGAGCCCCUCCCUGUCUGCCCACAGGACCUUCCACUGGGAGCUCCGCUUCACGGCCCCCAGCUGCCCGCUGCUGCCCGCCCGGCGCCCCGGCUCGGCUGCACCCCUGGCUGCGGGCCUUCUGCAACUCGGGGCUUGCUCCACGGUCCUCCUGCAGGCCUACGCGCGCCGCCUGCGCCACACCAUCGCUGCUUCCUUCUUCCCCACCCAGGAGGCAAGGCGGAUCCGCCACCUUCACGCCCGGCUGCAGCAGAGAUAUGACAGGCUUCAAGGCCAGCAGCUGCCCCAGGGGACUCCUUCGUGCUCCGGACAGCAGGGCCUGCCAGCGAGCACCCAGCCUGGAGAGACAGGCCUACUGCACACUGGACACUUGGAAGAACAGAGAGCAGUGGGGGCACAGCGGAAAGAGCUUUGGACUGCACAGACCUGAGUUGUAACCUUGGUCCUUCUGCUGCCUCCCUGUG
Molecule: messenger RNA, 1596 nt
Organism: Equus caballus (horse)
Lineage: Eukaryota; Metazoa; Chordata; Mammalia; Perissodactyla; Equidae
Gene: OCSTAMP
Product: osteoclast stimulatory transmembrane protein
Cellular component (GO): membrane
Source: RefSeq, a predicted model, not a curated record